CUAAGAGCUAUCCCAGGAUAAGACCAGUCGCCAUGCCUUAUCAAAGAGGCUCAGGCCCCUCUUUGUGCAGCCAAGAAAACCGCAGGAGACCCAGAUUCUACCAAAUAUAUGAGUUGCUCGAAAGAGAAUUGGCAACCCUUUGGCAGAAUAACAUACACCUCCACAACCGUUGUCAGGAAUUACAGUUCCGGGUGACUCUCCUCCAAAAUCGACUAGACCACGCAACGGCCGAGUGGUCUUUAAGAUACCACAAUGCUGCCCGCGAUCGGACAAACACCAUUUGCCAAGGAUGCCAUGUUCAUGUUGCGGACGUACGGCUUUCUUUAUGCUUCCACCUUCUGUGCCGAGGAUGCUAUAGUAACCAGGGGCCAGAAGCCGGAUUGCGAGAACCUCCAGGGCCUUCGGCGUUUUGGACCUGUAAGGCUUGUUGUACCUCCGCAUCGGCUUAAUGUCACCCUGCCUUUACCCUGCCUUCUCCCAUCUCUCGUGGUUUUUGAAUGUUUACAAUGGUUCGAAAACGGAAUAAGCAAGAGUAAC
Molecule: messenger RNA, 537 nt
Organism: Aspergillus wentii DTO 134E9
Lineage: Eukaryota; Fungi; Ascomycota; Eurotiomycetes; Eurotiales; Aspergillaceae
Exons: 2
Coding region: 33-449 (138 amino acids)
Source: RefSeq, a predicted model, not a curated record